This is a messenger RNA of Opisthocomus hoazin, 1942 nucleotides long. NCBI's taxonomy places the organism in Eukaryota, Metazoa, Chordata, Aves, Opisthocomiformes, Opisthocomidae. The record is from RefSeq and is a predicted model, not a curated record.
GACCUACAGGGCAGAAUGCAAUGGAUCAGCUUGAGCAGAGGGUAAAUGAAUUUUUUAUGAAUGCGAAGAAAAACAAACCUGAAUGGAGAGAAGAACAAAUGACAUCAAUCAAAAAAGAUUAUUAUAAGGCUUUGGAAGAUGCAGAUGAAAAAGUGCAACUGGCUAAUCAAAUAUAUGAUUUGGUAGACCGACAUUUGAGAAAAUUGGAUCAGGAGCUUGCUAAAUUUAAAAUGGAACUUGAAGCAGAUAACGCUGGAAUUACAGAAAUACUAGAGAGAAGGUCUCUGGAGCUGGAUACACCAUCACAGCCUGUCAAUAACCAUCAUGCUCAUUCUCACACUCCAGUAGAGAAAAGGAAACACAAUCCGUCUUCUCACCAUAGUGCAACAGAUCAUGUUCCUGAAAAGAAGUUUAAAUCUGAAGCUCUUCUAUCUACCCUGACUUCAGAUGCUUCUAAAGAAAAUACACCAGGGUGUCGAAACAGUAAUUCAUCAUCCUCUUCAAACAAUGCAUACAAUACAAACUCUUCUCAACCAUUGGCAUCAUAUAACCUGGGCUCAUUAUCUUCAGGAUCCGGGGCCGGUGCAAUUACCAUGGCAGCAGCUCAAGCAGUGCAAGCCACGGCGCAGAUGAAGGAAGGGAGGCGAACAUCCAGUCUAAAAGCCAGCUAUGAAGCAUUUAAGAACAAUGAUUUUCAGCUUGGAAGAGAAUUUUCAUUAUCCAGAGAUGCAACUGGAUAUUCAUCAUCAGCUCUGGCGUCUACGUUAACACAGACAUUAAGUUCAUCAACCACAGAUUCACGAAGUGGCAGAAAAAGCAAAAAUAACAACAAAUCCUCAAGUCAGCAGUCCUCGUCAUCUUCCUCUUCUUCGUCUCUGUCAUCGUGUUCUUCUUCAUCUGCACUGGCACAAGAACUGUCUCAGCAAACAGCAGUAAUACCAGAGUCUGAUUCUAAUAGCCAGGUUGACUGGACCUAUGAUCCAAAUGAGCCACGUUACUGCAUUUGUAAUCAGGUGUCCUAUGGUGAAAUGGUAGGCUGUGAUAACCAAGAUUGCCCUAUUGAGUGGUUCCACUAUGGAUGUGUUGGACUGACAGAAGCACCGAAAGGGAAGUGGUACUGUCCACAGUGUACAGCUGCAAUGAAGAGAAGAGGCAGUAGACAUAAAUAAGUUCCUUCAUUUGGAAAACAAAUCGCAUACUAAAGGUUUUAUAGAGGACUUGGGAGGGGGAGGAACCCCCACCACACUUCCUUGCAACCACUUAAGGGUUAACAUAGCAGUCAUAAGAUCUUGAAGUAUUGAUUUUGCUAGUUGUGUUUUAAUAUUGUAAGUAAAUUAUUUAUGCACAUUGAUGUGCUACAGAUACUAUUCCAGUGAGCCUUGGAUUGUUCCAGUGGCCAACAUAUGCAGACAUUUGUACUAUCAGACCAUUUUCUCUAAGCAGUGGGCAUUCUACAAUUAUUCAAUCUUCAAAAAAUUCCGAUAAAUCAAGAUUUUAAAUGUAUGUUUUAUAUUCAACAGAUAUAUUCUGCUGCAUGUACUGUACUCAAGAGCUGUUAUGUAACACUAUGUAUAUAAAUGGUGCAAAAAGUCAGUGCUUCUGGAAAAGAAAAUGAAACAAUGGUUUUUAAGAUGCCUUUAUAACUUUGGUUCUUUAUGAAACUUAAUUCAGCAGGCUGAAGAAAAUGGUUCUUGUAUACAGCGGGCUGUUGUCCUCUAGGGUACUUGAGUAAGUAAAAACAUAAAAAAUGCUGUAGAAUAAAACAAACUUGUGCCAUUAGUCUUUAUAUGUUUCUGCUCCAGAGAAGGCGCAGGCCGUGAGAGGAAAAAAAGGUGUUAAAGUGAUGAUAAAUUUUUAUACCAAAUGUGUUUAUUUUUUUGUGCAAGUAAUCCUUUAAAUUUGAAUUGUAUUAGGUGUUAAAAUAAAACAACCUCAACUCCUU